UGAGAUUCACUCGAAACCGGCCGUUCGUACAGUCAGCAAGAUAACCAUAUUUUCGGAGUUGCAAACACGGAGCAAAUCAUACUUCUCUUAUUCGCACGAAGGUAUUCUUCUUUUUUUUUUCGUGAUAUUUUUUGUGAUUUAAUGAAAUAAAUUAAUUAUAUCCUGGAAUAAAAUGGAAUGUAACAAAGUACGCGUCGCGUGCGAUUAAUAUCGCGAUUAACGGAAGUGCCGGUGUUAAGUAUCGCGCGAUCGUUGUGUCGUAGUAAUUACAAGUGUGAUUGUAAUUAAGUGUUUCCACGAAUAGGCAUUGUGUGUGACAUAAAAAAGUGUCAGUCGAGAAAAUCGAGAGGAGGAGAAGGCCGAGACGACAAUGGCGAAGCAUCGGGCAAUGGCGAAGCAACCACUGAGUAAAUUUAACAAUGAAGUUUUCCGAGGGUGAAGAAGUUCUUGCCAAACAUCCAAAUACAUCUGAAUAUUAUAAAGGAAAAAUUCUGAAUGUCAAAGGCGAUCGUUAUAGAAUACAGUUUCAAACUGGCACUGAAUAUACAGUUCGAGAGAAUGACAUAAAGGCUGAUAGAUCAGGGAGAACUCCAGCUAGAACAAGCAGAAGAACAGCAAAAAGUCCCUCGAGAUAUUCGCCAAGUAGGAGAUCACCAAGUAGGCGAUCACCAGGAAGGCAGCCAGGUAGAUCGCCUGGGAGAUCACCGACGAUUACAUCUAGAAAAUUGCCUAUUCGUAACACGCGUCUUGCUAAGAUAUCUUUGUCUCGCAUAGAUGUUGAAGAUGACAAAACAAGCAAUCACAAAGGAAGUGAUAUAAAGGUAUUAGAGGAGAAUCUAACUGAAUCAUUGCCUUUGCAACAACGUUUGAUGCAUAUAACGCGUAGACCGACACUUCUUAAGACUGAGCAAGAAUAUAAAUCAAUUAUAUUGACAAGGAAUAUUGAUAGAGCCGUCUCGCUUCCGGUGGAGAGGAAAAAUUAUGUACAAGAUUAUCCUCCAGGAGAAAAAGAGAGAGGAUAUUCGGUACAAAGAGAAGAUCUGACAAAACAUGACAGCGAAAAAUGGGAGACAGUGGUAAAACGUGAGAAAGAAAUAAAUAGAGUCGAUAAACCGCAAGAAUGGGGCGGAUGGAUUGGGACAUUUUUCCUCAUAUUUAUAUUACCAAUGUCUGUAAUUGUACCACAACUCUUGUGCUCGAAGAAACAAUGCAAAUCUGCAUUUAUAAAACUAUCUGUCAAUUUGGAAUCUUAUCUAAAUUUAUAUACGUUGUUAUCAUACGUUACAUUUUUAACACUACUGGCUUGUGUGUCAAUUAUACCGAUUGGGAAAAUCGUAGAUGGACAGCAAAGUAAGAUCGGAAGACUUCAAUAUCGUGUAAAUGGCUUUUUAAGCGCUAUACUGACGAUAACGAUAUUCAGUUUCUGCAUAUAUAUGAACAUAUCAAUCACUGAUUAUAUUCUGAAUAAUAUGGUACAGUUAUCAAUUAGCGGUUGGAUUGUGGGAACAAUCUUAGCUCUAGGAUUAUAUAUCAAGGCAGGGAAAGUUUCAGUGGCUAACCUGAAUAUAUAUGCAUCAACCAACAGCAAGAUAUAUAAUUUUUGGCAAGGCAGAGAGAUUAAUCCACGAAUCGGCACUUUAGACAUUAAAUUGCUGUUAAUUCGAGCUUCUCUUAUUGGAACGUUGAUUGUGGACAUAGCCAUUGCGAUUAAAGCUAUUGGCGAUAUAAAAAAUUUAAGUAUUGAGAAACUUGAUAUGACUGCAUUAUUAACUGUUAUCUUGCAACUGUCUUAUGUCAUGCAUGGAUUAAUAUACGAAGCCAGUAUCUUUACAUCCUUUAAAAUAAUGUACGAAGGAACUGGAUACAUGACAUGUGUCGGUCACUUAUUAUCUCCGUUUUUGACAACUCUCACCACAAGAUUUAUGUUAUAUCAAAAGAUGAAGUUUAACUAUUUUGCUAGUAUAUUUGUUUUGAGUUUCAUAACAGGAUAUAUUUUGUAUAGAAGUAGUAAUUUGCGGAAAAAUGAAUUCAGAAAGAAUCCAUUUUCGCCGACAGUACCUUAUCUGGAAACUAUCCCGACAUCUCGUGGGAAGAAGUUGAUGUUAUCUGGUUUAUGGGGCUAUGUGAGACAUCCCAAUUAUUUGGGUGACAUCAUAAUGCAAUGGUCUAUCGCGUGCAUUAGCUUAGCAUAUGACAUUCUGCCGUAUUACGCGGCGAUUUAUUGUACAUUAGUGCUUGCUUACAGAGCCAUAAGAGACAAUAGACGUUGUCAGAUGCGAUAUGGAUAUGCUUGGGAGCAAUAUUGUUUGCGCGUGAAAUAUAUGAUUUUGAAGCCUAUAUUUUAAGGCAAUAGAAUAGAGGUAUUUUUUAACGAAAUACCGAAUUCUAUAUCAGAGUUUUAUCUUUUGACGAUAAUGCUCAUUAGAUUUUAUAGGAUCUCGCAUUUUACAAGAUUUUUAUGAAAUAUAGUGAUAUAGUAGUAUUAUAAAGUAUACAAAUAUAGAAUUGGUAAGAGCCAAAAAUAUUUUGAUAAUGAAGAGAUUUCACAUUAGAGAGAGAAAGAUAUAUAUAUAUAUAUUUAAAUUUAUGAUAUGAAUCUCCAUAUGUGAUGAAAAGAGAACAAAACGGUACCGUUUUGAAGAAGAGAGAAAAAUUAUUUGUAUUUUAGAAUAAGUAUAUAUAUAAAUAUAUAUAUAUUUACAUAGAGCAUACUCUUGUUAAGACAUGUGCCUGUAACAUCGAGCAUUACAAACUUGAAUACAAAUUAAGAAGUUUUAUACUUUUAUAUAGCAUAAGUGUACAAUUUUGUCAUAUGAUUACAAUAGAAAGAUUAUUA
Molecule: messenger RNA, 2836 nt
Organism: Pogonomyrmex barbatus (red harvester ant)
Lineage: Eukaryota; Metazoa; Arthropoda; Insecta; Hymenoptera; Formicidae
Gene: LBR
Product: lamin B receptor
Biological process (GO): cholesterol biosynthetic process
Cellular component (GO): nuclear inner membrane; endoplasmic reticulum membrane
Molecular function (GO): Delta14-sterol reductase activity
Source: RefSeq, a predicted model, not a curated record